Messenger RNA from Megalobrama amblycephala (Wuchang bream), 3634 nucleotides. RefSeq names its product zinc finger protein 665-like. The record is from RefSeq and is a predicted model, not a curated record. The transcript is spliced from 9 exons. Gene Ontology annotation, molecular function: zinc ion binding; DNA-binding transcription factor activity; protein binding. NCBI's taxonomy places the organism in Eukaryota, Metazoa, Chordata, Actinopteri, Cypriniformes, Xenocyprididae. Bases 354 to 3278 code for a protein of 974 amino acids. Gene Ontology annotation, biological process: regulation of transcription by RNA polymerase II.
AUGAUAUGGACAGUUGAUAUGGACGCUGAUGUUGCCAUGACUGAAGAACUUUUUGAUAUUUACUUGUAUAGAAUGUUUGUAGAAUGUUUGUAACUAAACUCGGCCUCAUGUGGCAUUCAUUUAAGUCGCUGAGCCUGAACAGACCACGGAGAAGUCUUCUGUCUGAUUGUCCACUCCGCCUUCAGCAGCGCUUGAUGACGUAGCAGUCGAGAUAUGCACCCUUACGAGGACACAGCAGAAAAAUGAAGAAAAAAUAGGACGCAGCCUUCAGAUUGAGGAGCGAUUUGACAGAUUUGAUCAUCAAUCUUUUUUAAGUUAUAAUUAAGUUUCAGCGUCGAGUCUUCUGAGACAUAAUGGAAGAGAAUGAGGAGAGUAAAGAACUGAGUGAAGUGGAGGAGAAACAUCAUGUCAAACCUGGAGAAAAACAUUUGAGUCACUCAAAGACUAAUAACACAUUUUUAAAGAGAAGAAGAGACAAGACAUAUACAACCUGCACUCAGUGUGGAAAGAGUUUCACAUACAAAUGUCAUCUUGAGAUUCACAUGAGAGUUCAUACUGGAGAGAAGCCGUACAAGUGUGUUCAAUGCAGGAAGAGCUUCAUACAAAAGGCAUCUCUUAAUUAUCACAUGAGAGUUCACAUUGGAGAGAAGCCUUAUGUAUGCCAUCAAUGUGGGAAGAGUUUCAGUCAAUCAUCACAACUAACGACACACGUGAGAAUCCACACUGGAGAAAAGCUAUUCGUAUGUCAUCAGUGUGGGAAGAAAUUCAUAGACAAAGAAUAUCUUAAGCUUCACAUGCAGAUCCACACUGGAGAGAAGAAGUACACAUGUCAUCACUGCGGAAGGAAAUUUCUUAGGGCAUCAGACCUGAAAAAACACCUGACAGUUCAUAUGAAGGAGAAGCCACAUUCAUGUUCUGUGUGUGGAAAGAGUUUUUCACAGCUGUGUAGUUUACAAGAGCAUGAGAAACUUCAUAAUGGUGUGAGAGAGUACAUGUGCUUUGAGUGUGAAAAGACUUUUACUUCAGGAAGCCGUUUAAAACAGCACCAGAGAAUUCACGCUGGAGAAAAACCUUACAAGUGUUCACACUGUGACAAGAGAUUCAGUCAGUUAGCAAAUCUGAAAAGACAUGAGAGGAUCCACACCGGAGAAAAACCUUUCAAGUGUUCACACAGUGACAAGAGAUUCAGUGUGUUAGAAAAUCUAAAAACACAUGAGAGGAUCCACACUGGAGAAAAACUUUUCAAGUGUUCAUACUGUGACAAGAGAUUCAGUCAGUUAGCAACUCUUAAAACGCACGAGAGGAUCCACACUGGAGAAAAACCUCACAAGUGUUCAUACUGUGACAAGAGAUUCAGUCUGUCAGGACCUCUGAAAACACAUGAGAUGAUCCACACUGGAGAAAAACCUCACAAGUGUUCACACUGUGACAAGAGAUUCAGUCAGUUAGCAAAUCUGAAAAGACAUGAGAGGAUCCACACUGGAGAGAAACCUUACAAGUGUUCAUACUGUGACAAGAGAUUCAGUCAGUUAGCAACUCUUAAAACGCAUGAGAGGAUCCACACUGGAGAAAAACCUCACAAGUGUUCAUACUGUGACAAGAGAUUCAGUCUGUCAGGACCUCUGAAAACACAUGAGAGGAUCCACACUGGAGAAAAACCUCACAAGUGUUCACACUGUGACAAGAGAUUCAGUCAGUUAGCAAAUCUGAAAAGACAUGAGAGGAUCCACACUGGAGAGAAACCUUACAAGUGUUCACACUGUGACAACAGAUUCAGUCAGUUAGCAAAUCUGAAAACACAUGAGAGGAUCCACACUGGAGAAAAUCCUUACAAGUGUUCACACUGUGACAAGAGAUUCAGUCAGUCAUCAUCUCUGAAAUCACAUGAGAGGAUCCACAGCAGAGAGAAGCCUCACACGUGUAAUCAGUGUGGAAUGAGUUUCGGUUUUAAAAGUAACCUGAAGUCACAUGUGAAGAUCCAUGCAGUGGAGAAACCACAUCACCACAGUCUUAAAACACAGAGAAGAUCCUCAAGAGGUGAACCUCCAUUUAAUCCGGCGUCACAAAAGUUGUGUGAGUCGUUCCUAAAGGAGAGAAAUGAGAUGUGUUCAUCAGGAUCUGAGGAGAUCUGCAGUUUACACAGUGAGAAACUCAAACUCUUCUGUCUGGAGGACAAACAGCCUGUGUGUUUAGUGUGCAGAGAUUCACAGAAACAUGACAAUCAUAAAUUCAGACCCAUCAGUGAAGUGGUUUCAUCAUAUAAGGAGGAGCUCAAUACAGCACUGGAGUCCUUACAAGAGAAACUUCAACACAAUGAAGAAAUGAAAGGAGAGUUUGAGGAAACAGUUCAACACAUAAAGUCUCAAGCUGAGCACACAGAGCGUCAGAUUAAACAGCAGUUUGAGAAGCUUCAUCAGUUUCUCAGAGAUGAAGAAGAAGCUACAAUCACUGCUCUGAGGGAGGAAGAGGAGCAGAAGAAGCAGAUGAUGAAGGAGAAGCUGGAGGAGAUGAACAGACACAUCUCAGCUCUUUCACACACAAUCAAAGUCAUGGAGGAGAUGAUGAAAGCCAAUGAUGUCUAUUUUUUGAAGGAGUUUCCAGUCUCAAUGGAAAGAGUCCAGAGCUCACAGCCAGAUCCACAGAUGGCUUCUGGAGCUUUGAUUCAUGUGCCACGUUACUUGGGCAACCUGCCGUUCAGAGUCUGGAAGAUGAUGCAGGACAUCGUCCAAAACAGUAAGUCUGACUGCAGAAGAUCUGAGCUGGAAAUGAGGGAUGAGUGGAGAGUUAAAGCUCCUGUGAUUCUGGAUCCAAACACUGCAAAUCCACGUCUCGUCCUGUCUGAUGAUUUGACCAGUGUGAGAUACAGCGGGAUCAAACAACCUCUUCCUGAUAAUCCAGAGAGAUUUAGCUCUGUUUUCUGUGUUCUGGGUUCAGAGGGGUAUAACUCAGGAACACACUGCUGGGAUGUGGAGGUUAAAGAAAGUUACUGGUGGAUUCUUGGUGUAACUACAGCAUCAAACCAGAGGAAGGGAGAUAAUUUCUUUGGCACUGAUGAUAUGUGGAGUAUGAGAUACGGACGGUCUGGUUCUGGUUUUCGUGUUAAACAGAAGCUUGAUCAUGUGAGAGUGUAUCUGGACUAUGAUGGAGGAACAGUGUCAUUCUCUGAUCCUGUAACUAACACACAUCUACACACAUUCACAGCCACCUUCACUCACACACUCUUUCCAUUCUUCUAUAGUUAUCCCUAUCUGAGAAUCUUAGCAGUCAAUAGUCAGUAAACAUUACUCUUGUAGGCAGGGGCGCCAUAAACAGUUUUAAGGGGGGUAUGCAAGACAUAAUUUUGGCCCCCCUUCUUCCAGAUGAAUGUUUCUUUUUUCUUUUGAUGUUUAAUAAGAAAUAAUUUAUUAGUUAGCAUGAUAUAAAUAUUAUGUCCAGUAACAUCCUGCCUCCACCCCCGAAACAUGAUUGAUUUAAUUCCCUCGGGUUGGCGGUCACGCUGGCAAUACCACCUCGUUUUUUUUCUUACCAGUGUGAAAGAGACUCAAAAUACUCCAUCAAUGUUGCACAUACAAUUAAGAGUUAUACACCAUUUUAAUCUGUGGAAUAUCUUCUUUUAUUUGUGUACACUCAGAGU